Messenger RNA from Hydra vulgaris (swiftwater hydra), 2304 nucleotides. RefSeq names its product probable ATP-dependent RNA helicase DDX10. NCBI's taxonomy places the organism in Eukaryota, Metazoa, Cnidaria, Hydrozoa, Anthoathecata, Hydridae. Gene Ontology annotation, cellular component: nucleus. The record is from RefSeq and is a predicted model, not a curated record. Gene Ontology annotation, molecular function: nucleic acid binding; RNA helicase activity; ATP binding. Gene Ontology annotation, biological process: rRNA processing.
GUUAAAAACAAAAAUAAUGGCGGACAAAAAGCGUGAUUCGAGUAAAAAGAGUAAUUACUCAAAAAAAAAUGUUAAAAAUGUUAUUAAAAAAAGAGGACACAAGAAAAACCAAGAGUUUGCUGAAAUUGAGGAAAAGACCGCCUUAUGUUCGGAAUUGACAAAUGACUUGUCUAUGGUGAACCAGUUUUCUGAUUUUCCUUUAUCUUCAAGAACUCUCAAUGGUUUAGAGAAUGCUGGUUAUACAAAACCAACAGCAAUUCAGAAGGAUGGAAUUUCACUUGCUUUGCGAGGAUUUGAUAUUUUAGCAGCAGCAAAAACUGGAUCAGGAAAAACUUUAGCAUUUAUUAUACCGAUUUUAGAGUUACUAUGGCGAAACAAAUGGACUAGUAAUGAUGGUUUAGGUGCUCUUGUUAUUUCACCUACACGUGAACUUGCUUUUCAAACCUAUGAAGUGUUACGUAAAGUUGGUAAAAAUCAUGACUUCUCUGCUGGUUUAGUUAUUGGUGGAAAGGAUUUAGAAGAAGAACAGCGUAGGAUCCUUUGCACAAACAUAAUCAUUUGUACACCUGGUCGAUUACUGCAACAUUUUGAUGAAACAGCAAAUUUUCAUUGUGAUAGCUUGAAAGUUUUAGUGUUAGAUGAAGCAGAUAGAAUUUUAGACAUGGGUUUUGCUACGACCAUGAAUGCUAUUAUUGAAAAUUUACCUAAGACACGACUUACACUUUUGUACUCAGCUACUCAAACAAAGUCUGUACAAGACCUGGCCAGAUUAAGUUUACAGAAUCCUGAAUAUAUUUCAGUUCACGAAAAUGCAAAAUACUCUACUCCGAUUCGUUUGUCACAGUCCUACGUCAUUGUGAAUUUGCAGGAUAAGAUCAAUUUUUUGUUUUCAUUUAUCAAAAGUCAUUUAAAAACAAAAUGCAUUGUUUUUAUGUCAAGUUGCAAGCAGGUAAAGUUUAUAUAUGAAGUUCUACGCAAAAUUCGACCUGGGGUUCCAUUAAUGGCAUUAUAUGGAAAACAAAAACAACUAAAGCGAGUUGGUGUUUAUUCUAAGUUUUGUCAAUCAAAGGCUGCCAUUCUUUUUGCAACAGACAUAGCUGCCCGAGGUUUAGAUUUUCCAUCUGUUAACUGGGUAAUUCAAGUUGACUGUCCAGAAUCAGUAGAUACAUAUAUUCAUCGAGUUGGAAGAACAGCUCGUUUUGAGAAAAAUGGUGAAGCAAUAUUAAUGUUAUUACCAUCGGAAACUGCCAUGGUGAAGAAGUUACUUGAUGGAAAGGUUCCUUUGGAGGAAAUUAAGGCCAACCCAAAAAAAUUGCUCUCAAUAGAAGGAAAACUUCAGGCAUUCUGUGCACAAGAUCAAGAAAUUAAAUACUGGGCACAAAGGUGUAUUGUUUCAUAUGCAAGAUCUGUAUAUCUUCAAAGCGACAAAGAGGUUUUUGAUAUCAAUAAACUUCCCUUAGAUGCAUUUGCUGUUUCAUGUGGAUUACUUUCUUCGCCAAAGAUACGGUUUAUGAAAAAGCUUGUUAAAAAGAUUGGUCCUAUUGACAGUUCAAAAAAUAUCAAUGGUUCCAAGAACAGAACACAAAAAGAGCAUGUGGGGAUUGAAGUACUUAGUAAAAAAAAUGAUAACAAAGGCUCGUUAGUAGAGAAAAAUGCAUUUCACAUAAACAGUGAAAGUGAAGAUGAUGUUUUGGUAAAAAAGUCUGUGGAACUGCACCAUGUUGAUCUUGAUGAAGAGUUAGAUGUUGAACCUGCAGUUGCUAGAAAAAAAAAGAUUACCAAAGCCAGCAUGGCAAAAAAAGUAAUUCGAAAGAAUAUCAAAGUUAAUACAAAGAUAACUUUUAAUGAUGAAGGAGAAGUAGAUAUUGAUCCUAAUAAUGUAUCAGUAGAGCCAGUAGACAUUUCUUCGGAGGCUGGCGGUAUAGACGUAGAAAAGGCCAAAUUUCGUAUGAAAGAACAAGAUAAGAUUGAUCGAGCUAUAGAAAGAGCAAGAAUAAAAAAGAAACAUAAAGAAAUAAAGAGGAAAGAGAAAGAAGAACGAGUUGGAUUGUCGGAGGGGAGAAGAGUAACUCUUGGAGCAUCAGAUGAUAGUGAUAGAGAUGAUGUGGAUUCUGAUGAAGACUCGAGUGCGUUUCGUCCACCAAAAAAACAAAAAGUAGAAUAUGCAGAUGAUGAAACAAUUGAUGCAAAUGAAAGUACAGUUCUCGAAGACGAAGAACUAGCCCUGCAUUUACUAGCUGCAUCUUGAAAGAUAUAUUAUUAAUGUUGAAUUUGAUAUUUAAAAGUAAAUAUAAAAGUCUUUUA